This is a messenger RNA of Mercurialis annua (annual mercury), 1265 nucleotides long. RefSeq names its product transcription factor MYB30-like. Bases 89 to 871 code for a protein of 260 amino acids. The transcript has 3 exons. The record is from RefSeq and is a predicted model, not a curated record. NCBI's taxonomy places the organism in Eukaryota, Viridiplantae, Streptophyta, Magnoliopsida, Malpighiales, Euphorbiaceae.
UUCAAAGACUAAUUUAGCCAAAGACAUUAAAAAACAAACAAAAAAAAACUAAGACUGAGUGUGUUAUUCUAAAGAUCAAGAAACGAUAAUGGGGAGAGCUCCUUGCUGUGAGAAGAUGGGUUUAAAGAAAGGGCCAUGGACUCCUCAAGAAGAUCAAAUCUUGAUUUCUCAUAUUCAAAUUUUUGGUCAUACUAAUUGGCGUGCACUUCCUAAACAAGCUGGUUUGUUAAGAUGUGGAAAAAGUUGCAGACUUCGAUGGAUAAACUACUUGAAGCCAGACAUUAAAAGAGGAAAUUUUACUCAGGAAGAGGAGGAAUCUAUCAUCAAAUUGCAUGAAAUGCUUGGCAAUAGGUGGUCAGCAAUUGCUGCGAAAUUACCAGGCAGGACAGAUAAUGAGAUAAAGAAUGUCUGGCACACCCACUUGAAGAAAAGGCUAAAACGAAGGAAUGAGUCCAAUAACGUCUCAUUAUUACCAAAAUCAGAUAAUUCAAAUAUUUUUACCACUCCAAAACUAAUUGAAAUUUCACCAAUGUCCCCUCAGCCUUCUUCGAGUGACAUUUCGACACUGUCGGAAACUUCGAUUGUCACCUCGGAAACAAACAGUGCAAGUUUAACCACGAGCGAAAAUAUGGAAUCGUCAUCUGAUGAGAACAUGACUUCAUCAUUUCCGUUGAUUGAUGACGAGUUUUGGUCAGAAUCAGAAUUAAUAAGCAUGGGGUCAAAUUUUUUUGAUGAAUUACAAUUUGAUCAGUUUCAAGGAGAAACUAUGGAAUCGGGCUACUUUGGGAACGAUCAAAAUAUUAUUGAUAACGAAAUGGACUUUUGGUACAAUGUUUUUGUUAAAUCUGGCGGCAUAGGGGAAUUACAAUAAUUUGGAGGAGGAAAUGAGUACUUUUUACAAUGCAAUUUGACCAUUAACAAGGAAAAAACUUACAAAAGGUGUAAGUAGUGGGCCAAAUUGGUCCAAAAAGAAGAACCAUUAUCAUCCAUUGACAAAAUCACAUAAUAAGCAAAAUCUUAAAAAUCUAAUGAUGAGAAAUGCUUUGAUAAAAGCCAUAAAGAAGGCAUGAUUUUUUAGUGAGGAGGGAGAUUAAAGAUUAGAGAUUAAAUUAGGGAGGGCAUAAAUAGAUUAGAAGUUCAUUCAAAUUGUUAGCAUUCUUAUUCAUUGAAUGUAAAUUCAUGAAUCUUGUAAAUAUUGUACCGUAUAAAUAUAUUAAUUGCAAUCAAAAUUAUGCUUAUAUAAAUUGAGAGAGAGUUUCAAUUUU